Molecule: messenger RNA, 1623 nt
Organism: Seriola aureovittata
Lineage: Eukaryota; Metazoa; Chordata; Actinopteri; Carangiformes; Carangidae
Gene: yipf3
Product: Yip1 domain family, member 3
Exons: 9
Coding region: 208-1227 (339 amino acids)
Cellular component (GO): Golgi apparatus
Source: RefSeq, a predicted model, not a curated record
CGUCAUGACGUCGUCCUGCGUGCCGUGCGGAUGUUCAGUAGCGUCGUAAUGUUGUUAUGUGGAUCUUAGAGACUAAAACAUCAGAGUUUUAUUGUUUGUGCGGAGAUUAAACUUCCGUCAGUCCGUCGAGGGGGCAGUCACACGGUCAGCUGCCCGGGACAGAGACGGUCAACCACCGGAUAAACUGCUGCUACUGCUGCGGGGAAAAUGUCUGCGGGCUCCGGGAGCAGAAACACGAACACGGAACCGUGGGGGAGCUUCGAUGACAACCUUAUCCAGGGUGGCGGCUCGGCGGUCAUCGACAUGGAGAACAUGGACGACACGUCGGGCUCCAGCUUCGAGGACAUGGGGGAGAUGCACCAGAGGAUGAAGGAGGAGGAGGAGGUGGCGGCGGAGGCGGCCGCCACCGAGGACGACAAUCCAGACGACGGGGAGUUUCUGGGCAUGAAGGGGAUAAAGGGUCAGCUGGGCCGACAGGUGGCCGACGAGGUGUGGCAGGCGGGGAAGCGUCAGGCCUCUAAAGCCUUUAACCUUUAUGCCAACAUCGACAUCCUGAGGCCGUACUUUGACGUGGAGCCGGUUCAGGUCCGCAGCAGGCUGAUCGAGUCCAUGAUACCUGUCCGCAUGAUCAACUUCCCCCAGAAGAUCGCAGGUGAGCUGUACGGUCCUCUGAUGCUGGUCUUUACUCUGGUGGCCAUCCUGCUGCACGGGAUGAAGACUUCAGGAACUGUCAUAAGGGAGGGGACUCUGAUGGGUACAGCUAUAGGAACGUGUUUCGGUUACUGGCUCGGCGUUUCCUCCUUCAUCUACUUCCUGGCGUACCUGGUCAACGCUCAGAUCACCAUGCUGCAAAUGCUGUCCCUGCUGGGUUACGGUUUGUUUGGUCACUGCGCCGUCCUCCUCAUCACCUACAACAUCCACUUCCACUUCCUGUUCUACGUCCUGUGGCUGCUGGUUGGAGGACUGUCCACCCUGCGUAUGGUGGCGGCUCUGCUGUCUCGUACGGUCGGACAGACGCCUCGUCUCCUCCUCUGUGGGACUCUGUCUCUGCUGCACAUGCUCUUCCUGCUCUACCUGCACUUCGCCUACCACAAGAUCGUAGAAGGGCUGCUGGACACUCUGGAAGGACCCAACCUGGCUCCCAUGCAGCGUGUGGCCAGAGACGUGCCUGAACUGACACUCAACGCCACAUUGAGGAACCUGGGGGCCUCACUGAGGGUCCACUGAGGCCCCCACUCUCUCAUAGACGCUGUCAGUCAUCUUUUAAAAGAAGAAAGUUUCUGUUUCACUAUAAAAGUUCAUUGGUGGGAAACCUAAAAUAACAGAAUGAUCACAACUCAGAGGUCCGAAUGGAAUCACAUCAGCAUGUGACAACUGAGCAGAUGAAGACCAUGACGGCUCCUGAAAAAGCUAAUAAGUGGCCUUUGAGUAGAGAUGAUUCUGUGUUAAUGUCCUCUGAAGAUGAAGCUUCAUGUUCAUGAAGUCAAACAUUUUCUCUCUCAGCUCUUGUACAUUUUUUAUUCAUUCUGUAACAUUUUGUUUUGGCUUUUGUGUUGUUCUCUUCAUGUUCAGAUGUAUUUAUAGUUUCUGUACAGAAACCCCGAGUAAACUUUAUGGACUUUG